Molecule: messenger RNA, 1343 nt
Organism: Alnus glutinosa
Lineage: Eukaryota; Viridiplantae; Streptophyta; Magnoliopsida; Fagales; Betulaceae
Exons: 7
Coding region: 156-1097 (313 amino acids)
Source: RefSeq, a predicted model, not a curated record
CAUUGGUCCGGUCCAUGAUAAGUAACUGGGAACCUCCACCAGGGAUGAGCCUCUCUCACAGAUUCACCAAGCAACUUUGAAAGAGGAAGAGGAUGACCGAACAGGCGCAAGUUGAGGAGAGCAGGAGAUAGAUAACACUGGGCCUCCACAACGCAAUGGCUCAUGUGUUGCUAGCAUACGCCGGUCCCCAACGCCUGCUUAUCCUACGCCCCUGCGCAGCGUUUUCUCAACCGCCAACCACUUCGUACCCCAGCUUUUCCCUCCACACCAACCGCUUCCCGCCGUUCUUGACCGUUAAUGUUUGGAAUCCGAGCUAUGCUCGGACCAGAACGUUGCUGUGUAGAGCUAAAGCGAGUCGAAGCCGGAGAUUGAAUACCCAGAACCUGGAAAGAGAGUUUGAAGAAGAAAAACAAGAGCAUGAGGAAGAUGAUGAAGACGAGGAUGAAUUUGAAGAUGGGUUUUCAGCUCGGGGUGGAUAUAGAGGGAGAGAAGAAGAGAAAGAUUAUGACAGAGACCCCGAGUUCGCUGAAAUCCUCGGUAGUUGUCUGGACGACCCGCAAAAGGCGCGGUCCAAAAUGGAGGAGAGGUUGAGGAGGAAAAGGAAUAAAAUUUUGCAGUCGAAGACCGGUUCAGCAAUACCAAUGAAAGUGACAUUCAAUAAAUUUGACUUCUCAAACUCAUUGAUAUGGUUUGAAUUCUACAACACUCCGUUGGAGAAAGAUAUUGCCUUAAUUUGUGAUGCCAUUCGAUCAUGGCACAUUAUUGGACGUCUUGGUGGUGUCAAUUCCUUGAAUAUGCAACUGUCACAAUCUCCUUUGGAUAAAAGACCAAGUUAUGAUGGUUCUCAGGGAGCAAAUGUGACACCAACCACAUUUUACAAUAUUGGGGAUCUUGAGAUUCAAGAUAACUUGGCACGAUUCUGGGUGGAUAUUGGGACCAGUGAACCAUUGCUUCUGGAUGUUCUGAUAAAUGCAUUGACACAGAUAAGCACUGACAUAAUUGGCAUCAAGCAAUUAAUGUUUGGUGGAUCUGAAUUUGAGAACUGGAAAGAGAACUUGACAUCAGAGGAUGCAGGUUGCAGCGUCCACAAGAUUUAGCCUACAUUCUUCGCUUGUUUGCUUACUUUCUUUGCCACUCCUGAAGGACGAGAACAGGUCGCAAAACGCCUUUCAUGAACGCCAGAUAUAUAUUAUAGCCCCUUAGAGAAUGCCGGUUCUAGGCACGUAAGCCUCUGUUCUGAGCAUAGAAAUGUAUACUUCAGACUAGUAAAUCGGAGGAGACACUUGAGAGAAGGCUUUUAAAUGGGUCGCAGUCUUUAAAUCGAUUGAUGAAAAUUUCCUUUC